Molecule: messenger RNA, 426 nt
Organism: Emiliania huxleyi CCMP1516
Lineage: Eukaryota; Haptophyta; Isochrysidales; Noelaerhabdaceae
Exons: 2
Coding region: 1-426 (141 amino acids)
Source: RefSeq, a predicted model, not a curated record
AUGUACGUGGAGAAAGAAAUCCCCGCGGGUUUUUUUCUCUCGCGCGAAGCGGCGCACGACGCGCAGCAGCUGACAACGCUUGCGACAGCGCUCGCCAUGCCAGUCAGGCACAUCGUCAUGUUUGGCAUCAAAGAGGGCACGACAGAAGCACAGAUCUCGACACUGAAGACAGGGCUAGCGGGGCUGAAGAGCAAGAUCCCGGAGAUCAAAUCGUUCGAGCUAGGAUUCGACCUGAAGCUGAAGGGCGGGCAGACUCACCCAGCCGGGAAGAACCGCUCUUGCUCCUGGGCGCCGACAUUCGAUACUAAAGAAGCCUACGAGGUGUACGAGACUCACGAGGCCCACAUCGAAGUGAUCAACGACUGCAUCAAGCCCAUCAUUGAGCCUGGUACGCGAGCCGCCAUCCAGUACGAGAUGGAGGAGUAG